CUGGUCCCUUCCCUGCCCUGCCCGCCGUCGGUUUCUGCAGCUACCGGACGGCAGCAGAUUUUCUUCUGCCUUUCUUACUAGCCUUUUUUUCCCCUUUUUUUCUUGGUUUGUUUGUUUGUUUGUUUUCUCUCAACUGAAUGAGCAAAUCAAUUUUCGGUUGCUCAUCCGCCGCUCCGAUCCUGCUGCUUCCAACUGCUUCUCGCUCCGAUCUUGCUGCCGCUCCUGCCGGUUUAUUUUUAUGAUUCUUGUUGGGGAUUGCAAGUUGCCGCGUGUUGCGCCGCUGCUUGCCUCCGGAUUUCACGGCGGGGAUUUGUCCCCUCCCCCCCUCUCUCUCUCUCUCUCUCUCACCAUCAGCCGCACUUUGUUUGUUUCUUGGAUUUCGCCCGCCCUGCAAAAUCCAGCCUCGGCUCUCGCUUGAUUUGAUCGGUAAGCUGAGCUAGGAGGAUCCCCCGGGUCUGCCAAGCCGAGGAUCGAUGGCCGGCGGCGGCACCAGCAUCAGGAAGUAUGUGGGCGCCCUCAAGGACUCCACCACCGUCAGCAUCGCCAAAGUCAACAGCGAUUACAAGCAACUGGACAUCGCGAUCGUCAAGGCCACCAACCAUGUGGAGCGCCCUGCAAAGGAGAAGUACAUCAGAGAUAUCUUCAUGCAUCUUAAUUCCGGGAGGGCUCGGGCGGACGUGGCCUACUGCAUCCGCGCCCUCGCCAGACGCCUCUCCAAGACGCGCAACUGGGCGGUUGCACUGAAGACACUAAUUGUCAUACACCGUGCCCUUCGCGAGGUCGACCCUUCUUUCCGUGAUGAGCUCAUCAGUUACGGUAGAUCUAGCGGCCAGAUGCUACACAUGUCCUAUUUCAAAGAUGACUCGAGCCCUGACGCUUGGGAUCACUCUGCUUGGAUACGCAAUUACGCUUUGUUUUUGGAAGAGAGGCUCGAAUCUUUCCGUGUGCUGAAUUAUGACGUCGAACUGGAUCCAUUGGGAACACGAGAUGUUGAUACAACUGGUUUGCUUGCACAACUGCCAGCAUUGUCGCAGCUUCUUUUUCGGCUAAUUAGUUGUCAGCCGCAUGGGUCGUCAUCUUAUAACACCAUAAUCCAGCAUGCCCUUUCAAUGGUUGCUACAGAGAGUGUUAGGAUCCAGACAGCCAUCAAUGAUGGCAUACUCAAUCUAGUUGACAAGGUACCGGCCACUAGCUUAUUGUUUAAAGAUUAUCGUGUAUGCUUUAUUUGUUUCUCUUACACCAUUGACAUCUUCUGCUCAAUGCAGUUCUUCGAUAUGCACAGGGACGACGCUAUUAGGGCCCUUGAUAUAUACAAAAAAGCACUUAAGCAGGCAGGGCAACUUUCUGGAUUUUAUGACACAUGUAAAACCAUACAUAUUGGGCGGGAUGAGAAGCUGUUAACAAUUGAACAGCCUCCCGCGUCAUUCUUGCAAGCUAUGGAAGAUUAUGUGAGAGAUGCUCCCCUUGCUUCAAAAAACCAGGCUGUACUGGCAAUAGAGUACAACAGAAAACCAGAAGAGGAAGAAGUAUCAACUCCACCACCCCCACCUCCUCAAGUAUCAACUUCAGAGAAAGAACCAGAACCAGAGCCGGUUACAAAAGUCGUGCCUAGAGUCGAGCAAAUAGAUUUGCUGGGGAUGGAUGUACCAACCCCUGACACAUCCGAGCUAGAUCAAAAGAAUGCUUUGGCCUUGGCAAUUGUUGAACAAGAUAAUGCACCUAAAGCUGCUGCUGGUUCCGAAAACGUCGCCACCAGCUGGGAGCUAGCACUCGUCACAGCACCCAGUGCAAGUGAAAAUGUUGCUACUUCGAGAAAUUUGGCCGGUGGACUGGACCUGCUCACCCUCGACAGCCUCUACGACGACGCGCACCGGCACACGCAGCAGAACGCAAGCUACAACCCCUGGGAGCAGCCGGCCCCGGCUUCAUCGGCUCCGAUGAUGCAGCAGCAGUAUCAGCAGCAGCCGAUGCACAACCCGUUGUACGCCUCGGCGCAGCAGCAGCAGGCCUUCAUGCUCCAGCAGCAGCAGGCCUUCGUGCUCCAGCAGCAGCAGCAGUACCAGCAGAUGAUGAUGAUGGGCGCGCCGUCGCUCCAUCGCCAGGCGUCCUCCAACCCGUCGCUCCAUCGUCAGGCGUCCUCCAACCCGUCGCUCCAUCGCCAGGCAUCCUCCAACCCGUCCUUCCAUCGCCAGGCAUCCUCCAACCCGUUCGACAGAUCGUACGUGCCGGCAGCCGCCGCCGGCGGUGGUGGCUACCCUUAUGCUCCGGCGAUGCAGCUCCACACCGGCAACGCCUAUACCGGAACCGGCAUGAUGUAGAGAUGCUUGUGGUGGUUUUUCUUUUUGUUUCACCGUUGCGAUUUUUUUAUGAGUUAAUAGGAACUGUAUAGUUGAGAUGAGUAAUAGCAGGGGAAGUAUUUUUCCCCGGCUAUUUGUGGUCAGGACGGUUGCUUGUGCUGUGCAGCCGUGAAGGAUUGUCCAUGGUAAUUUAAUUAUGGAAACAUGGUAACAUCUUUUGAAACA
This is a messenger RNA of Triticum aestivum (bread wheat), 2522 nucleotides long. RefSeq names its product putative clathrin assembly protein At5g35200. Gene Ontology annotation, biological process: clathrin-dependent endocytosis; clathrin coat assembly; vesicle budding from membrane. Gene Ontology annotation, molecular function: SNARE binding; phosphatidylinositol-4,5-bisphosphate binding; 1-phosphatidylinositol binding. Gene Ontology annotation, cellular component: clathrin-coated pit; clathrin-coated vesicle. The record is from RefSeq and is a predicted model, not a curated record. NCBI's taxonomy places the organism in Eukaryota, Viridiplantae, Streptophyta, Magnoliopsida, Poales, Poaceae. The transcript has 15 exons. Bases 474 to 2318 code for a protein of 614 amino acids.